AUGGCUUUCAGAGGAGGAAAUGCUUCAUCAGGCAUGGGUGUUGCUGAGCACUGCAAAAACACAUUCUUGGAACUGCAGAGGAAGAAGGCUUAUCGCUAUGUGAUUUUUAAAAUUGACGAGAAGAAAAAAGAGGUUGUGGUUGAAAAGACUGGAGGUCCAGCUGAAAGCUAUGAUGAUUUCACUGCUUCAAUGCCUGAGAAUGACUGCCGAUAUGCAAUUUAUGACUUUGAUUUUGUCACUUCCGAGAAUUGUCAAAAGAGCAAGAUCUUUUUCAUUGCAUGGUCACCCUCUGUGUCACGGAUCCGUGCCAAGAUGCUCUAUGCAACAUCAAAGGACAGGUUCAGGAGGGAGCUGGACGGUAUCCAUUAUGAAAUCCAGGCAACUGACCCAACCGAGAUGGAACUAGAAGUCCUUAGGGACCGUGCACACUGA
Messenger RNA from Prunus armeniaca (apricot), 432 nucleotides. The record is from the annotation of a GenBank genome assembly. Lineage: Eukaryota; Viridiplantae; Streptophyta; Magnoliopsida; Rosales; Rosaceae.